This is a messenger RNA of Mytilus trossulus (common blue mussel), 2510 nucleotides long. Its product is annotated as Golgi SNAP receptor complex member 2-like. Gene Ontology annotation, cellular component: SNARE complex; ER to Golgi transport vesicle membrane; Golgi apparatus. Gene Ontology annotation, molecular function: SNAP receptor activity; SNARE binding. The record is from RefSeq and is a predicted model, not a curated record. Lineage: Eukaryota; Metazoa; Mollusca; Bivalvia; Mytilida; Mytilidae. The transcript has 2 exons. Gene Ontology annotation, biological process: vesicle fusion; vesicle-mediated transport. The coding region runs from base 117 to 758 and encodes 213 amino acids.
UGUAACUUCCCCAAAAUUUCCAACCGGAAGUGGACUUUCACUGACAGUUCCACGUCAGUUUUGACAUAUUUUUUUCAGAUAAUAGCCGUUUAGGCUUUUAAUUCAGGCGUUUAAAAAUGGAGAACUUGUACCACCAAACCAAUAGACAAAUCCAAGAAGUCCAAGCUUCUCUCGGAAACUUAGAAAGAGCAAGAGGCGAAGAUGCAAAUGCUCUUGAGCAUCACACAAAUGGAAAAAUUGAUGUGAUUAUCAAAAACUGUGAAAGACUUGAUGUUUUAGUAAACAAAGAACAACCAACAAGACGGGCUAAUGCUAAACUAAGAGUGGACCAAUUAAAAUAUGAUUGUCAACAUUUACAGGCGGCUUUACGUCAGAUACAACACAGAAGAUAUCAAAGAGAUGAUGAAGAAAGACAAAGGGAAGCCUUACUGACGCGGAGUUUCACAACCAAUGACCAAGGUGAUACAUCAAUCGCAAUGGAUGCUGGACUACAACAUCAUACUAAACUUAGAGAUUCUCAUCGAGGCAUGGACAAUCUUCUAGAUCAUGGACAAAGUGUGUUAGAAAAUUUACGUGAACAGAGAAUGACUUUGAAAGGUGCACACAAACGUAUUUUAGACAUUGCAAACAAACUUGGCCUUACAAACACAGUCAUGAGACUUAUAGAAAAGAGAACUUAUCAAGAUAAAUUUAUUUUAUUUGGUGGAAUGAUAGUGUCAUUAGUUAUAAUGUUUUUGUUAUGGAAGUAUUUUACAUAGAUUUUAGGAACAUUUUUAUUUUAGGCUUAUUGGUGGGUUUUUUUCAUCAGCCAAAUUGCCAGAAACAAGACAGAUUUAGUAUUAUGUAUAAGUCAGUUGAAAGAAAUUCAUGCCUAUAAGGUUAUCAUUUACAUUUUACACAUGAGAAGGUCUGACCAAUGAUUGAAGCUUACAUUUUUUGUUUGUUUGUUCAACUCUUAUUAGAUUCAUUAAUUGUCCAAGCCUCAUUUUUCUUAAGAAAACACUCCUAAUUCAUUAUAAAAGAAAUACAUGAUGUAUGUUGAGUUCAGAUAGAAUUGCUGUACAAAGAUAAGCACAUACAUGUACUUGUACUUUUCUCUAGUUAUAAAAUGUACUGAAAAAAACAACAACUGGUAAACGAUAUACAAGGUAACUUAAACUUACUGUUGGACUUGCCUUCGAAAAUCCUAACAUGGUGAAAUAUCUGUGAAAAUGUGUAUAUUUAUUUUCAACAUGGGAGAUAAUUAAUAUUGGACAUGGGAGAUAAUCUGAACAGUCUCUUACAUUUUGUGUGGAUGUCACUUGUGUAUGAUGAAGUAUAUGCCUGCCUCAUAUGAAAAUUAAUAUAUAUUUAUGACUUUUAUGUUUUAUCUCGGAAAAUAAAUGAAGAAUCAUUUGUAUCACAGUACAUGUACACACAAGAUAGACACUGUUUGUUAUGGUGAAUUUCUUAGUAAAUGCUGGUCAUUCUCUCAAAAAAAUGUAUCUGAUUCACACCCAAAUAUCUCAAAAUGUAUUUCUGUAUUUCUGUAUGAUUUUUUAGUUUUAUGUUACAAAUGUAUAGAGAUGGAAAUGAAAUGGGUGCAAAUUGCACUCACUAGAAAAAUGAUUCAUUACAUGUAAAUAAUAAAAAUUGUUAAGUUUCAAGUUUAGUCACUCAAUUUAUAUAUUGUAACUCGUAACUUUUUGAUGAAUUAAUCAUGUAGAAAAAAAUGUUUUACAAAUGUACAAUUUUAAAAAGAAAGAAAGAUAACUCCUACUCUCCAAAUCAAAAUAUACAAUUUGCCUGAAUGUGUUCCAAAGCUUUUUUAAAUACAAUAAAAUGUACAAUUCAAUGUUAAAAGUUUACAUUGUAAUAUGAAAGCAAUCUUAUUCUCUAAAGGACUUUGUAUAUUUAUUACAUAUACAUUAUACAAGUACAUGUAGAGUAUUUCCUGUUAUCCAUUAAUUUGAUGUGUUUGAGCUUUUGAUUUUGUUAUUUGAUAAGGAACAUUUUGAAUUUAAUUUUCUGUGGAGUUCUGUAUUUUUGUUACUUUAUCUUUUAGGUGGUACCUAACAGUACAGGGAGAUAACUCUGUAAAAUCAGCUAAUUAUUGAAAUUUUCAUAUUUUUGUCAAAGGGUCAAAGUAAAUACUUUGUCAAAAUUUUAUGAAAAUUAAACGAGCCAAAUUAAUUUUAGUGAAGGUGUUGGGUACCACCUUUAGUCCCUUUAAUUGCCUUUACUACAUAAUUGAAAGUUAUUGAAAAAUGUUUACUUCAUUAGAACACAAUAAUUAGAAAAUCAUAAUUUACUAUUGAUAGGAAAAAGUAGGCAACACAAUUGUACUAGAAGUUUUGUGUGUCAUGGUGCAAUAUUUUUUUUUUAUCUCAGAAUACAUAUUUAAUUGUGUGAAGACUCAAUUCCAGUAAGUUCACACUUUUAAAAGUGUAUCCUACAUUCCAAAUAUACAUGUUUCAUUCAUGCCAUGUUUAAAACAGCAUUAUAUUUAAUAAAUGUUCAAUAUUGUUUCA